This is a messenger RNA of Trichomonas vaginalis G3, 885 nucleotides long. RefSeq names its product DNA/RNA polymerases family. Lineage: Eukaryota; Parabasalia; Trichomonadida; Trichomonadidae. The transcript has a single exon. Bases 1 to 885 code for a protein of 294 amino acids. The record is from RefSeq and is a predicted model, not a curated record.
AUGAACGAAAGACAAAAGGCUGAAUUAGAAGGAAAUAAAGGAAAAAGUUUAUUUUGCAAGAUUUCACUUAAUGGAUCAUAUGGUUACGAUGCAAUGAAUACACAAAAUUACGCAAAGACUAAAAUAAUGAAUGCACAGAAGGCACGCGUUGCAUGUAUGUCAAAUAAGUUUAAAAACAUAAGAGAAAUAGGUGAAGAUACAUAUCAACUGAUGCUCAAAGAUAGAUUUUAUAGAUGUGAUACAUGUUUACAAGAGGCAUUCUUCACUUUAGAUAAUGCUAAAUACUGGUAUUUGGUUUUCAUUUAUGAUUUUAUGUAUAAAUGCAUGGAUGUUAAUCGUUUUCAUUUCAUUGAAGGUGAUACUGAUUCAUCUUAUUGGGCAAUCGCUGGCGACCCAAAUCUUCCUAACACUCAAGCAUUUCAAGCGAUUGUAACCGAUAAACAAUUUUAUGAUAAAAACAUUUUCAAAUUCGCACCUUUUGAUUUCUUCUGUUUUGAUGAGAAAUUUAAACCUAAAUUAAAGAAUAAAGCUGAAGAAAAAGCACAUGAGAAGAAGUUAUUGGGUUUAGCAAUUGAGAAACAAGGCGAUCACAUGGUUGCUUUAUGUCCUAAGUGUUAUACAUCAUUCAAUGGUUCAAUUGAUGGAAGUGAUUUUAAAAAGAUUGCACAAAAAAUGAAAGGUGUUAGUUUACGACAAAAUAAACAAUUAACACCCAAAAAUUAUUUGGAUAUAAUAAAUGAUAAAUUGAUAUUUGAUGGUCAGAAUAUUAAUUUACAACUUAAAAAUGGGUCAAUGACUCGCUUAACAAUUGGUAAGACUGCAUUAACAGGAGCACACACUAAGGCUGUAUGUUGUGAAAAUGGAUGUUGUAUGCCAUUUAUUUAA